Molecule: messenger RNA, 9209 nt
Organism: Oryctolagus cuniculus (rabbit)
Lineage: Eukaryota; Metazoa; Chordata; Mammalia; Lagomorpha; Leporidae
Source: RefSeq, a predicted model, not a curated record
GGGUCACGUGGGCUAGCCGGAGCAAUUGGGGCAGUCUGGGGUUGUCACGUGACCCAGGCCCCAGCUUCGCACAGGGAUGGAGCCGGAAGAGGGGACGCCCUUGUGGCGGCUGCAGAAGCUGCCAGCCGAGCUGGGCCCACAGCUUCUGCACAAAACAAUUGAUGGCAUUUGUGGUCGAGCUUAUCCGCUUUCCCAGGAUUAUCAAAGCAUUUGGGAUUCUACAGAAUGGAUGCAUGUUCUGGAAGACAUUACCCAAUUUUUCAAAGCUGCUGUUGGUAAAAAUUUAUCUGAUGAAGAGAUAUUUCAGCAGUUGAAUCAGUUGAAUUCAUCUCAUCAAGAAGCUAUCAUGAAAUGCUUGAAAAGUAGAAAAGAUGAAAUCAAGCAGGCUCUGUUAGGAGAAAUCAUUGAUAUUUCCUCUGCACAGCUACAGGACUUUGAUUGGCAGUUAAAGCUUGCACUUUCUAGUGACAAGAUUGCUACACUACAGAUGCCACUGUUAAACCUUCAACUAGAUGUCAAAGAAAAUGGUGAAGUAAAACCAUAUUCUAUUGAAAUGAGUAAAGAAGAACUUCAGAAUCUAAUAAAUUCCUUGGAAGCAGCUAAUAAGCCAGCAUGGAACGCUUCAACAAAUAACUCUGCAGGCCGAGACUCAGCUGAUAAAACGGUGAUUGCCACUUACUUUGUUUGCUGGAAGUUAAAGUCAUCCCUGGGCUGGAACUUAGACUUCUGUUGAAAAGCUAUUCCACUGACCACCAAUUAAUGGAUAAAUAAGUUCACACCUUUAGUCUGUUCAGUGUUUUAUUGUCAACGCAUUCUUUCUGAAGGGAGGAAAUGAGUUUGUACGUUGGGGUUCUUCCAAUGAGGAAAGACUGACAAGUAGGUCAUCUCUAGUAUUCAUAUUUACAGUGGAGAUUUUAGAAGAAAUGUGACACAAUGUACUUCACAAAUAAAUGGAUUCAGUUUUAGGAAUCAUUUUUGAAUACAAGGAGACUGUUCAUUUCUUCUGUUUCUAAUACAUAAACACUCCAUAUGUUCAAAUGUUUGUAAGGCGUGUUAUCUUAAAGAAUAUUUUUUAAAAAAUCAAAGUGAUACAGAAACAAAGUCCUGAAAAGUGCUGGUAUUUUUUUUUUUUACAAUUGUUGGAUAAUCCUGCCAAGAAUUUCUUCCAAAUAAAGGGAUUUAACUUUGUAUUAAAUUUUACAAUAAAAGCUCUCAAAUGAUAGAUUCACAAUUCUAAACAUUUUUAAGGAUUAUAAAAAGAUAUGCCUGAAAUCUUAUAUGUGUUGAAAUAGAGUACAAAGUAAGCUUUUUAUAUGUAGGCAUUUUUAAUUAAAAAAUGUUUUAUUUGUGUUUUCAGAAUAAACAAGCUAACAGAAAUUGUACAUAUUUACAGCAAUAAACUACAUUUCAGAAGCUGCACAAGGACUUUUAAAGUACAGCUGACGGUUUUUGACACCAGCCUUUCAAAUAUUUCUUUCUUUCAUUUGCUGUAACAUUUAAAAUCUUAAAGUACCAAAGCAAAGCAAACAGCAACUUAUUUGAUAGCAAAGCCACCCUAUUAACAAAAAAUAUUGAGUGAAGUUCAGUCCUGUGACCAUAAGGGUAUUUGAGAGUCCUGAAAUCUAGAGCACAAGCGUUUCUUGUGUCCGUACCUGAUUGCGAGUAAAUUGUUUCUGCAUUUUACAAGAAUACACAAUUACUCCAUGAAUGAUAAGGAAUAGAAAAAAGGCCAUGAAAGGUAAAAGGGUCAGGAAUCAGAGGCCACUGAACAGUUUCUUAUGCACUGAUUCACUGUUUAGAGGGACAUCUAUUUCUUCUUUCAUGUGUAUAAAUCACAGUCUACAGGCUUCAUGGAUUUUGUCCGCAGAUAGCUUUUGAGAUAAUGAAGGCAUAAUGUCACAUACUUUCAGCACAUAAAAAGAAACUGAUGAAACAAUUAGAAUAUUUUAAUCAAAUCCCUAACAGAAAGGGUACAAACAAGCACACACUGUAUGAAAGUCUGAUUUCAAAUGUAGAAAGCAACUACAGAAAAUCACAAGCAUCAUUAUAACAGCAGUUUCAAUCAGAAAAUGCAGCAUAUACUGAUACAAAAUAGAAAACUUGAAUUAUAAAAGUCAGGAAUACACCUUUUUCUUUCUUGUAAAACCUGUUCCAUUUCAAAUUUCUACAGGUUUACAGAAAUACUCAUUCUUGCCAUUUGGCUUCUUUCGUGGUCUGGAAGUAUACAAAAGUAUUACCUGCUUAUGUAAGAAAGCAAAUGCUUAUGUUAAAAGAGCAUUCAAAUAUUGUAAUUUAUGUUUUGUUGCAAUGAAAAAAGUUUUGCCUUCUGAAAAGUGAAGAGAAAGGGACUCUUGUUUACAAUAACUGUGUAAUACCAAUCAGAAUAUGAGUUAGCUAAAUCACAUUUGAUAGGAGGAUAGAUAGCAAAUUGAUUGGUGGAGAUUUAAAAACACAAGGAAUAAAACAUUCAAUAUCAUCUAGCGUAUUUGGUGAGUUUAGCAUAAUGGAUUUUGAGAGGCAAAAGAGGAUAUGCAUUUCUUUCCAUACGUAUGUAGCACCUGCUUUGAAAACCACAGCUAUUAGUACAGGAUGCUAUGACUUACGAUAGCAAGAGACUGGUUUGCAAAGUUUAGUUAAGUUUUGGAUUUAAUUAAGUUUUAGGUGAAGUGGUAGCCAAAGAGGUGUUCCUUUGCUGGCAGAAUAGUAAUUUCCUAUUCUUCAGCCUAAUGAGUCCUGCUCUCCCAUGCCUCCCAGAUCACCGCAUACAGUUCUUUGCCUCAGGAUCAGUCCCCUUGAGUAAAGUCAAGAGGAGUGAAACAGUAAGAGAUGGCAGGUAGCCGGAACUUUCCAAGCAAGCCACCCUCAACCCAGAUUCUAUUCUGUCUAAAACAGUUUUAUAUGUAUUUGAACAAUAUGCAUAUUGAACUUUCCAAUUUUAAUUUCCAUCAACAUUUUCAAUGACACAAGAUUAUUUCACAUUAGCCAUUAGGCUCCCAUCCCAAAGACACAAAAUGCUGCCUGGUGGUCAAGAAUAAAAUGUAUCUAGAAAUGCCAAAGAUUUUUGGUCCUAGUAAACAGCUGUACCACUUGGAAUUUCUGAAACUCACAUGCAAUCUUGAUUUUGUAAUAGGGCCACAUUUGUUUUUAUCAAGAAGAAUAUUGGUCCUCUUUAAAAUUGUUGAGCAACAUAAUCAAUCAACAUAGGUGAAUAGAAUCAUGAGCAUUCCCUUCUUAGAAGAGAGAUGGGUGUUCUGAAUAGGAAAGAUCACUAGGGUAUAUAAUUCCAUUUUCCAUGACAUUUAAGUGAGAAUAAUCAAGAGGCUUCCUUAUAAUCAUCUUAGGGGCAUUGUUGCAAAACAUAACAUAUUUCAAGCUUUAUCCAGUGAGUAUUUCAAAAAGAUGUAGGAAACAUAUUGAUAAUGGAUUGAUUAAAAAAGAAAAUGCAGAUAAACUGUAAUUCAAUGUAUUGGGGAAUACAAGUAGAAAAAUAUGUUAUCUAGUAAAAGUGUGGUGGCUGGUUGCCACUCUGAGGUAAGGCUUGCAAAUUAUAUAUUUCUGUUAUUAAAUAAGUAAAUACUAUACCUAACAGGAGAAUAGGAAUGUUUACAGUUGAAAGGGAGAGGGACAGAAAAGGCAUUUCCCUGUAUAUCUUUUUAUUUUUUUUUCAGGCUUGAGAAGCAAUGACGAAUGUCAAGAACUUUCUGUCUCUCCUAGAUAAUUCAAAGCCUUAUUUUUAUUUCUUAGCAGAAAAACAAUUUGGUGUGCAAUAUACUCUGGGAAAAUUCUCUCAGAGUUCACAUUGGAGUAUACCAUCAGUAAUGCAAAGCAUUAAGAAUAAAGCUUCAAGCAUAAACACCCCACAGAACCUAGACCAAAAGGUUUUUAAUAAGGCAAACAUAAAUAGGGAGAAAAUGAAAAUGUAAAAGGAAAAUUUCCUUUUUUUUCCAUAAAGGAAAAGCAGUAGUAAUUAGUAUAGAAAGUUAGAUUCUGCUAGAACUGGUGGGAUCCAGAAUGGUGAUCGUAUCAGGCAGGAUUCAGCCUUGAUAGUCAUAUUUAUGGGGAAAAAACCACAAUGACCACUAUGCCUGACCCCAACCUGGCUUAAGUGUAACUUUGACUUUCUUAGUCAUUUAGAAGUUGUAGGAGUAGGCUCUGGGGGACUAGCAUGAGAUAGAGUAUAGGAGUCACCUGUCCCCACACUGUAUUAUCUAUAACCCCAAGAUAUUGCCUAUUAUGCGUGUUUCCCUAUUGUCACAUUUACUAUUGUAGGUCAUUUUAUCUGCAUUUAUAGACUCUACCAUGGACAGAAUAAUAGGUGCUCUGAAUAAUACAGGGUGAUUAGAAAGUGGAGCAUUUACUCUUAAGUACCUUACACUUUAUUUAGAGAGGCAGAUAUAUAUCUACAGAGCUACUGGAAAUAUACAAUAUUAUAUGUAUGUAUAUAUAUAUGAGAAAGAGGCCACAAGGAUUGGGUAUUAAUGGGAUGCAGGAGGGCAUUUCUUGAUGGUUUUUGGAUGACAUUGACUUGAUCCAUAAACUGCUACUGGGUUGAGUUAGGAAGAAUAUCUGACGGUCAGUGAUUUAAAUAUAAGACUUCAAGAACAGCAUAGGAAUGUUUGGAGAUGAUCAGUGGCUAUGGGAGUGGGAGAACAAUGAGAAGGCGAGCAGAGGUGGUGGAGAAGACUGUGGUCAAAGUUAACAGUAAGCUAUUCAUAUGACCCAAGAUAGAUCUUAUCCAACAUGUUCACAUUAAAUUUAUGGAUAUUUCCCAUAUCCUUUAUGUUGCUGAGCCCCCAUAAUUAGGGUGACUGUACGAUUUACUCAAGUACACAGUGUGAGAGUGAGAGAGAGUUCUGUUAAUUAUUGUAAACUGGGACUGUCUCAGGCAGACUGCAUCUUAUAUUCCCCUAAUGAAAUGUUAACCAAGGCCGGUGCCGCGGCUCACUAGGCUAAUCCUCCGCCUUGCAGCGCCAGCGCACUGGGUUCUAGUCCCGGUCGGGGUGCCGGAUUCUGUCCCAGUUGCCCCUCUUCCAGGCCAGCUCUCUGCUGUGGCCAGGGAGUGCAGUGGAGGAUGGCCCAAGUGCUUGGGCCCUGCACCCUAUGGGAGACCAGGAGAAGUACCUGGCUCCUGCCUUCGGAUCAGCGCGGUGCACCGGCUGCAGCACGCCAGCCGUGGCGGCCACUGGAGGGUGAACCAAUGGCAAAAGGAAGACCUUUCUCUCUGUCUCUCUCUCUCACUGUCCACUCUGCCUGUCAAAAACAAACAAACAAAAAGAAAUGUUAACCAAAAAGAACUGGGGUACAUUUUGGGCUAUUCUGUUGUCUUGUAAACUUUCCUUCUACAUUUUUUCUCAAGAGGAUAGAAAAAGGGUUUUGAGUAUGGGAUCAGGAGAGAGGAUAGAGCAGAGAGGAAAAAUUGAAACCAAAACUGGACACAGAGCACACACCAGGCAUGGUACAUAGCUUUGGGAGUGGGAACUAUUCCUAUGCUUUCUACUCUCCACUCACCUUCAUGCUCAAAUCUGGAUUACAGAGUUAAAAAGAAUUCAAUCUAGGCAGUGUAGUAGAUGGAAAAAGCUUUGGCUUUUGAGCCAUGAAAAGCCAGGAUCGAAUAUUUACUCCAUCAGUAACUACUGGAUUUUGUAUAAGGUAUUUAACCUAUUUCAGCUUCUAUCUGCAGAUAGUGGAAUGGUGACCAUAACUUCACAGUGUUGUGGCAAAGAUGAAAGUAUGAAGUUAUGCAUGGGGCAGUGUUUUCUGACACUACAGACCAAUACGUGACCGUCACUGUUGGAUGUCUACCCAAGAGCCAUUUUCUUUUGUUUCUUAAUUUGUCUAUGCAUUGGGCAGUUAUAGGUGGUGGUGCUGUCAAUGUUGCAAGGCAAUCAUGAUCAUUCUACUCCUCUUGUUAGUGACUGGCCCCGGAAUAAUGUGUAACCUUAAGCCUACCCAUAAACAGAGGGAAGUCUGCUGGGGACACUUUGGGGAAGAUUUCCUUGCUCUGACAAAAAGAUCACAGGUAGGAUUUAUUCUUGUUUCUUCCUCUUAAUACAGAGAUGUGAGGAGUGUGUAUAAACUACAAUAGGUACUACCAGCCUGCAGAAGAAGGGAGAACUGACUAUAAAAGGGACCUGGAUCCUUGGUUAUAUCAUCAUGCUAUUAAAAUUAACCAACUUACAAAUGACCCUUCUUCUGUAUUUGCAUGAGGUAAUAAUAAUUUUAAUGUAGAAGUUACUUUUGGCUGCAUCUUUUGCUACUUGACCUGAACGAAUAUUAACUGAUAAACAUGCUACUAAUUAUUUACCUCAUCUGAGUCAGAAUUCAAACACUUAGUUUCCUCUCCUAAGUCUUCAAAAGGAGUCAUUCGGCUUCUGAAUGGGAUUAUGUGUCCUCAAAAAGAUAACAUUAAAUAUGAAGCUAUCUAGAUAAAAAGGAUGGGAUACUAGAAAAAUACAACUCACUAUUUUGAGAGAAGCAAUGAGUGCACUUGGAGAUGGGGAGGUUACAACAAAGGUCUUUAUAAGAUGCUUGAGGUUGAGAAGAAGAAUACUAAAUGAACUUUACAAACAAGAGACUGUCCCAUUCAUGGACAGCCAACAAUGGAAAAAAGGAAUUUCUUGGCACUUUCCUACAACUUUGAUCAGGAGGCUCUCAAGAGAAUCAUGGAUGUCUAAGUUUCAAAGGAUUUUUUUAAAAAGGAGGAAAAAUUGGUUAAGAACAUCUAGUUGCAGAAAUCACAUUGGGGACUAUGUUCAGAGAAUGAAAUGGCAAGAAUAUUUCAAGAAUAUUAACAGCUAGGAAUGCUAAUCACAAUUUAACAAGUAAGCUUUCAGUUUUGUCAUGGUUGUUCCUAAAAGUUUGGCAGAUUUACCCAGUUCAAUUGACGUUAAGGGAAGAUACAGGGAGUAGAGCAGAGAGAGCAGAGAGCAGAGGUUCUAACUACAUGUAUGAUCCCAAUUAGACAAGAAGCUGUUUCUUGCCCGAGAGCUCCACCACAUCUGCUCUUCCACUUUCAGAACACAGAGAGCAAUAGCUCCAGGACUAGGCAGGGCACGGCAGCAGUAUUUGGGCUCAGAUGCAGCCUAGAAAUUGGCUUUUCCACCCAUGAAGGAGUGUGUCAUGGCUUUUUCCUGACAAUUAUAGAGAAUGCUUUAAGGAUAUCCACAUCUUCCAGUGAUAUAAAAAUAAAGACCAGAUCACAGUGAUUUGUGUUAUCUGAGACUGUCUGAAAUAUGGUCUUAUGAGGGGUCUUCAAAAAGUCCAUGGAAAAGCUAUGUUUGGACUUCAAAAUUAUUUGCACUAAUAUAAAAGUGUUUUUUAAUUCCAUUUACCAUGAACUUUUAAAAAUAGUGUAGAGCAUUACUAAAGUAGUGAAAUAUUUUUGCAACUUUCUUGUAAAUGUGACUGCAUAUUCCUUACAUUUUAAAAGAAUAUGAACAAGUAUUGAAUUCAAUUCACUUGACACCAGAUGGCUUAUUCUCAAAAGCAUGCUAUGAGGAUUCUUACUAAACUUGAGGGGCUAUGAUCGCUCCUGUGUUUUCUUGCUAACCUCUCCUACAACCGGACCUCUUUAAAAUUACCUUUGAAAUUCAGUUCUGCAAGAGAACUUGAUGUCAACUGCAGCUUGACCAAAGUCACAUACCUGGGCAGGGGCAGAAGAUAACAAAACCAAAGCCUCAGUCCUAAUUGAACUGCUUAUUUAUUCUAAUAACAUUUCCCUCUCUUCACCAUGUAGCUCAUUGAUUUUUAGCUUUUCAAAGUUAGGCUGUGCCUUGUUUGCCAUAUAUGUAGAGAACUCUGUAUCUCUAAAUCUGUAGACAUAUUUUCUGGAGGAAACGUGUUAUAAACAUUAUAAACAUUGGGGCAAAUUAGAGAGUUUGCACUGUGAACCAUCUGACUAUAAAUCAUAUUUUAGAUAUUCUAGAAGCCAAAGGGUAGGUGGGUAGGAUGAUGUGUAGAAGUAGAAAUCUGUAAUAGGAAUAAGAUACAGGAAGGAUGAAGUGGGUCAAGUUCCUGAAGGGUAGUCUGUAAUGAGUAGUGCUACUUAAAUGAUAAGCUCUGCUGGGAGCAAUAGCAAAGCAAUUUAAAGUGGUCUGUGAUUAAUAUUGAAACAGGACAUGAAUAAGUAAUUCUGAUGAAUUGAUACAGUGUGAGUUCAUCAUAUUACUACUGUAAUGUAAGGAGAUGGCCUUAUUUUCAAGCUUUGGUAAAUAUAAUGUCAUUUUCCAUGUUUUUGAGGUAAUGAUUUUUAUUAAUGUUCUUCUUUGAAAUAGUAUGGAAAAUAGGAGGAUGAUGUGAAUAUAUGUAACUCUAAAGAAGGAAGAAAAGAAAUAGAGCAAUAACCUAAGGUUGUUCAGAGGAGGCUACUAUGAUUACACAAUCUGCCCACAAAGUUCUUCUCAAGGGCCCUUUUCCUUUGGGGAAAAUUAUUAUAGUUUGUUGAUUUUGUGAAUUCAUUGAAGAUACGCAAUAUAAGUCCAAAGAAGUUAAAGCUUUCUGCUGCUCAUGGAACAGACAGUUUAUGAGGUUUGGAGGUAAGAAAGAGGAAAAAAGUAAAGGAAUCAGUCUCAUUGGCUUAAUGUGAGGCAGGAUUGAUUGUAUACAGUACUGGAAGGAAUGAGGACAGCAAAGGCAAUCUAUUUUACAGAACCCAAACUUGCAAACAGUAUACUCAUAUUUAAUAACUUUAAUAAUUAUAUUGGGAAAUCUCUCCCCUUUCCUAUUUGUCUUAUAAUAAGGCCUGGGGAAGAAACAGGAGCUGGGAAACAAUACUGACUGCUUUGGUUUCCAAAUGGGGAUAUUUUAAGUUACUGAAUCUGUGACCCUGUAUACCUAAGGUAAAUGAAUAAUGUUAUUUGGCUUCUCUUCAUUAUUUUCUUUGAUCUAUAUUCCAUUGUCUGCAGGACAGGGAAUGCAGACUGGAUUGCUCAGAAGAAUGGAUUUCUUUUCCAACAAGUUCAGAAAUACAACUACUGUUCCCACCUGACUUCUGACUCGGGCCUUUAUGAUGAGUGCUGGUUGCUCAAAGACAUAACAGACAUCCAGGGAUUAAUCAGAAACGGUUCUGAGCACCUUGACAUACCAAGUACUUUUUACUCAGGAAAAACCCAAAACCAAGCACACACACAAAAAUGCCCAAACAACUCUUAGAUCCCUUCCACUCAAAUAGGAAACUGUUUUAGAAACACUAAUAAAACUCUUCAAACUUA